CGCGGAUUCACUCGCUCGAGCCACUCUCUCUCACAGUUUCUUCUGGAUUCCUUGCCAUCUUCCAAUAUUCAAUCUCAUCAAUUGGGCGGUACUGAGUUGAAUCAUCGGAUGUAGAGUGAUGUCUUAGUGUCCUACCCUAUAAGUGAGAGCCUGAAGGUUAUGUAACAAGUAGCAUAAGAUUGGUGAAACACUAAAAUGCUGUGGUAUUAAACAAUGACCAUCUUACUAUGAAGGGAGUUCAAUACACCACAUUCAAUCAGUUGCGUGGUAACCAACUAUUUCUAAUACCCAGGAUAUUUCAUAACUAUGCUUUCAUGCACCUCCAUUUUAUAAUUCCUACCAUAUUUAAUUCCACGACUCCCCAUCCUGAUCUUUCGGGGAUCAAUUCUGGUUUGUGGCACAUGCUGCACUUGACGAAAAUGAUUUGGAUUAUGGUGUCUUUGGGGAUUUGAGGAGUUGUGAUGUCAUUGUUACCAGUGUGUGUCUUCUGAAUUUGGCAAUGAUGUCAUGAGACUGUGGUGGAUUCUGUGUCAGUUAGAUCGUGGCACUUGUUUUGGUUGGGGAUGCCAAGUUUGAUGAAUUCCAUAUUGAAUAUGCAGGCGAAGAGGGAGAAGAUGACUAAUCUAGUGUGGGGAGAAUGAGAGAGACGUUCUAGGAAGUGGCAUGUUGAGGAAGUUUGGUGUACAGAUGAUGGGAUGCUUUAUGAUGGAGUUGUUAAUGAGGCCGGGGUUUAAUGUUAUGUGGAGUGAUUGUUUAUUGAAUCUCAUCAGAAGCUAUGAAGCUUGCAGCAUUGAUAUCGUAUUGGUAGGAAGCAGAACCCAGCAAAUCAGUGAAAAAGAGAACCUUAGUUGAUUGCGACAUUCAGAAGUUGGGAAAUAUGGCAUGGAGGCUUUUGGCAGCAUGGCCUCUCACUAAAUUUCACUUCCACAACAGCCUCUCCGCAAAUUCUUUGCUUCUCACACCCCUCUUUUUCUUCUCCAAGUCAUUGUUCCCCAAAACAAGCUUGGACUAUGUUGUAUGCAAGGUUCGUGGCCAGGAACUUAUUUACGGUCACCUCUAUUACAUGAAAGAAUCUCCUUUCUCGGGGAACGUAAGCUUUCAUUCAAGUCCAUUUCUAAAGUAUAAUGAUAAGGUUGUAGAGCAAAAAUAUCAGGAUUCUGAAAAGGUCCCUUGUGCUAAUGAUGAUGGUAAUGCCAAAUUAAAGAGGAAAAAACUAAAGGGGAAAAGAGCAGUUGUAAGAUGGAUGAAGUUUUUUAGAUUUAAGAAAAAGAAAGAGUAUGAAAGGAUGACAGAAGAGGAAAAAAUCUUAUAUAAAUUGUUAAAGGCUCGAAAAAAAGAAGAGAGAUUUUCUGAAGCUCUGAAAAAGAUUGAGCCUGCAGAGUCUUCAGAAACAACCCAUGAUCCUGAGAUAUUGACCCCAGAAGAGCACUUCUUCUUCUUAAAGAUGGGUCUCAAAUGCAAAAAUUAUGUGCCAGUUGGAAGACGAGGAAUUUACCAAGGUGUAAUUUUGAACAUGCAUCUGCAUUGGAAGAAACAUCAGACUUUGAAAGUGGUGGUGAAAACGUUUUCAGCAGAGGAGGUCAAAGAUAUUGCUGCUGAGCUGGCAAGAUUGACUGGAGGUAUAGUUCUUGACAUUCAUGAAGAAAAUACGAUAAUAAUGUAUAGAGGGAAAAACUACUCUCAACCACCAACUGAGAUCAUGUCCCCACGAGUCUCUCUCUCAAGAAAGAAGGCAUUGGAUAAAUCCAAAUAUAGGGAUGCCCUCCGAGCUGUGAGGAGAUGCAUUCCAAGACUCGAGCAAGAGCUUGAAAUUCUUCGAGCACAAUUUAAAAGCAUGGCUGAAAGUAAUACAGAUGCUGCUGAGGCAAUUCAGAACAGUAACAAAGCGAGUAUUGAGUCUGGUAGUAUUUCAAAUUUCCAGCUAGAGAAUUCUGAUAAACACCGUGAGAUGAUGAAUGAUAACAUCGAGUGCUCAGAGGAAGACAUAAAUAUGAACUCUGAAUGGGAGUCUGAUUCUGAUAAGUUAUCAGAUUUAUUCGAGACUGAUUCAGAUACAGAGAUUUUCGAAAAGGAGGAGAAACCUCUUUAUUUGGACGAGUUUGAUAAUUUUCCAGAGCAAAGCAAUGGAGAAACAAAUGAUUUUGAGGAGCAUCUGCGACAAAUGUCUCUGAACUCAAAAAACAUGGAAAAAGACGUCGACUUACCUGAGCUGGAUGAAGUUGACAAGAUUUUUCUGCGUGCUACAUCCUUUUUAAAGAAAAAGAUAAAAUGAUAAGUUUGCAAAAGGCAAGUCUAAUCAUUGUAUUGGAUAUAAAACAAAAUAGUGUAGCUUGGGAGAAAUUACAACAUACAACAAUGAAGUAGCAUAGCAUUGUGUUUGACUCAUUUUUAAAACAGGAGAUGAAUAUUUAAAUUUAACACCUUUUUGUUUGA
Messenger RNA from Cajanus cajan (pigeon pea), 2433 nucleotides. NCBI's taxonomy places the organism in Eukaryota, Viridiplantae, Streptophyta, Magnoliopsida, Fabales, Fabaceae. The record is from RefSeq and is a predicted model, not a curated record.